This is a messenger RNA of Aspergillus puulaauensis, 1188 nucleotides long. RefSeq names its product Zn(II)2Cys6 transcription factor domain-containing protein. Gene Ontology annotation, biological process: regulation of DNA-templated transcription. Gene Ontology annotation, molecular function: DNA-binding transcription factor activity, RNA polymerase II-specific; zinc ion binding. The annotation marks the transcript as partial. The record is from RefSeq and is a predicted model, not a curated record. NCBI's taxonomy places the organism in Eukaryota, Fungi, Ascomycota, Eurotiomycetes, Eurotiales, Aspergillaceae. The transcript has 5 exons.
AUGAGCCCUAAUAAUGUUUCAAUGUCAUUUCCAAACAAGUCGCCCCGUAUCAAGGACGCUGCUAGUCCCCACCAGUGCCCCGAGUGCCACAGGUCUUAUGAAAGACCCGACCACCUAGCUCGCCAUCUAGACUCUCAUAGGAACGAACGGACGUUCCAAUGCCCGAUCUGCCACCGUGGCUUCAAUCGCAGAGACGUGCUGCAACGGCACCGACAAAUACACACUGGUGACACACCUGUAAGCAAAUACAAGGAGAGGGCUAUUGAAGCAUGCGAGCAAUGUGCAACUGCGAAAGUGAGCUGUAAUGAUAAGAACCCUUGCGAGAGAUGCCAACGUAAAGGUAUAAUCUGUGUCCCACGCAAGUCGGGUCGGCGACGUGACAAGGCAACGAGAACACCUAGAUCCGAUACCAAAACACCGCGAAGUCAGUUCGGUAAUGAGUUUGACACUGGUAGAAGCUCAACACCAUCCACCCUAUCGCUUGACCACAACCAGCAAACCAACCAGACGUCAUUUUAUUCACCGGCAUCUUCAGCAUCCUCCAUAGUACCGCUCCCUGCAUGCUUACCUGGUCACGGUUUGUCUCGCGACCCUGUGGAAAAUUACCAGGAAGUGAGCGACUUCCCAGCAUUCUUCGAACAAGUUAUGAUGGUACCCAAUAUCUAUCCCCUCACCGAAGUUUCCGAAGUGCAGCAUCCCAGAGGCGUAUUCGAUUUCAUGUGUGACCCAGAGUCUACUAGUCCAAAUGCCGGUUUGUUUGGCGCGGAUAUUCUCGCGGAUCUGGACAAAAUACUCGAAUAUAAUCCAUCACCCGCUGCUACAAAUUCACAUUUAGAUGCUUCCAAUGAGGAGCAAAAUACGAAGCAACGGGUUGCCGCAUUCCGAAAAUCCCUAUGGCUUUGGGUACCUGAGAAAAAUCAAAAUGGCUUUAGUGAAAUUGGCCAGAUACCACUAAAGGACGGCGAUAUGACAGCAUCUAUCUCAUCAUUGCAUAGGUCUCGGCUUGAAGCUUUGGACAUUCGUGGCAAACUCACUCAUCAGCUGCGAGAUAACAUUUUCCAGUUGGUUUUAUCUACAGGGGAAUCGCGGCUUUCUGUGCCCUCCUUCCCAACCGCUGAAUCACUUGAUGCCCUUAUCAAGAUUGGAAUUUCCAAGCGGACCGAGACGGAUGCGUGGAUACACCCGUAU